AUGAUAAAAAUUUUGGUAAUUGGAAAUAGUUUCUCAGGGAAGACGUCCAUAGUGAACAGAUUCGUUUAGAACAAGUUUGACUCUAAUUAUAAGGCAACAGUGGCAUGUGAUUUCUCAAUGAAGAUACUCAAGAUUGAAGAUACUGAGAUACGUCUGUAGUUGUGGGAUCUAGUGGGUCAGGAUUCUCGAAUCGGUGGCAUCAAUAAACUGUUUUGCAGAGGAGCCUCAGGAGCAUUAGUAGUAGCAGAUAUCACUAGCAGAGAGAGUUUAGAGAGUACAAUAUCAUGGAAAGAGCAAGUAGACUCGCAUGUAGCUUUGAAAAACGGAGAGCCUAUCCCAAUGAUGCUGGUUGUUAACAAGUAUGAUAUUAUUCAGGAGUAGGAGGAUAGUGGAAGAGAGGUUGAGGAUUAUAUGACCUAGGAAUUUUUAGAGAAUUUCGCAUCAGAUCAUGGCUUUAUCGGAGUUCUAAGAACCUCUGCAAAGACAGGCCACAAUAUCAAUAAUGCAUUUUCGUAGUUAGUAAGACAAAUAUUCGUAAUGGAGUUCUCUUCAACUUAUCAAGAAGAUGAAUAGGCUUAAAUAUAUGGGAAUGGUGGCAAUCUAAGAGGAGAUGGCAAAUCUGCUGUAAAACAGAGUUUUUAACUAUAGAAUAAUUAAGGUAAUGGCAAGAAAGAUAAAAAGAAAAAGGGAUGCUGCUGA
Stylonychia lemnae is the source of this 699-nucleotide messenger RNA. The record is from the annotation of a GenBank genome assembly. Lineage: Eukaryota; Ciliophora; Spirotrichea; Sporadotrichida; Oxytrichidae.